AUGGGGCAAAUGAUACACUGCCCUCAGACGGUGCGAUUCGUUCUCAAAGCAGCCACCCAACUCAGUAGGGUUCGUCUACCUAUUCAAUCUAUUCGUGGAGCUCACAGUCAUGGCACAAGAAGGGGUAAUCCGAGUUUCCCCCAAUCCUUUUCCAGCUCGUGGUCUUUUACAGCCUUUGGUGUUGGCGUGACAGGACUAGGAUUCAGUCUCUGGCAGCUUUCCCAGUCAAAUUCUUCUCAGGUUCCACCGGCGGCGGCUCAGUAUGCCGAUGAAGAAGUCAUGUUGAAGGGUGUUCGCGAAAUCUCCGGUGCACUUGGCCCAGAGUCAGUGACAACAGAUAGAGAUGACGUUGACUUGCAUUCGUACUCGGAGGUGUCGACAUCGCACUGUGCAGCAAGACCAGUAGCUGUUGUGACGCCAAAGACCACUGAAGAAGUUUCAUUAAUCGCUCGGAUAUGUUCUAAAUAUAAGAUUCCAAUGAUCCCCUUUGGUGGUGGAUCCAGCGUCGAGGGAAACUUCACCACUCCACAUUCGGGAAUCAGUAUCGAUUUCUCUCAGAUGAACAAGAUCAUUGCUCUUCACGAAGACGAUAUGGACGUCGUUGUCCAACCCGGAGUCAACUGGGUAGAUCUCAACGAGAAGAUCAAGGAGAGUGGGCUCUUCUUGCCCAUGGAUCCGAGUCCAACUGCACAUAUCGGUGGUAUGGUUGCGACGAAUUGCAGCGGAACAAACGCAGUCAGAUACGGUACGAUGAAGGACUGGGUUAUCAAUCUGACGGUCGUCCUGGCAGAUGGCUCGGUCAUCAAAACUCGACACCGACCACGGAAAUCAUCAGCUGGCUACAACCUCAACGCCCUAUUUACUGGCUCUGAGGGUACGUUAGGCAUGAUUACAGAAAUUACACUCAAGCUCGCACCGAUCCCGGAAACCCAAAGUGCUGCAGUUGCUACUUUUUCAUCCGUCCGGAACGCAGUAGCAUGCGCCACAAAGAUUAUGCGCCAGGGGAUUCCAGUCGCUGCCGUAGAGCUUAUGGAUGAGGUACAGAUGCAAGUUAUCAACAAGAAUGGCGGUGCGGGGGGGAGACUCUGGGAGGAGAAGCCCACGCUAAUGUUCAAGUUUUCGGGUACCGAGCAGUCUGUAUCCGCUGAUAUUGCGAGAGUCGAAAAAAUCAUCUCUCAGGAAGGAGGCAGUGCGUUCGAGUUUGCGCGGACAGAGAAAGAGAUGCGUAACCUAUGGUCUGCUCGGAAGGAAGCCGUGUGGGCCAUGUGUGCACAGAGGCCGGAGGGCACGCAGAUAUGGUCCACCGAUGUUGCCGUGCCAUUAUCUAGCCUACCCGAGAUCAUUGAAUUAUCGAAAACGGAAUCGAGUUCAUUGGGAUUGUUUUCCAGCGUCCUGGGGCAUGUUGGCGACGGGAAUUUCCAUCAAGCGGUCAUGUACGAUCCAAGUGACCCGUCUCAGGCGCAUGGAGUACGCGAAUGCGUCAGGAAAAUGGUCCGCAGAGCGGUUGAGAUGGAAGGGACUGUCUCCGUUUUUCUAGGGCGAACACGGCAUCGGCUUGGGCAAAAAGGAGUGCCUUGUGGAGGAACUUGGGCCACAAACUAUCGCUGUAAUGCGAGCUCUGAAGCGGAGUUUAGACCCUCAGUACGUCCCACGCCCUGGGGCCGAUUUCUAAAGACUGACGAUCAUAGUUUUUUGAUGAACCCCGGGAAGGUAUUUGAGCCUUGA
Molecule: messenger RNA, 1725 nt
Organism: Aspergillus fumigatus Af293
Lineage: Eukaryota; Fungi; Ascomycota; Eurotiomycetes; Eurotiales; Aspergillaceae
Source: RefSeq, a predicted model, not a curated record